ACCGCCAUCUUGUUCUCGCCGAACCGUGUCCGCGUGUACUGUACGAACGAACCGUUGUUACAUAUCCAUGCUUUGUACGAUCGUUGUCGCUCCUCUGAGCUCCGUCAUCGCACGUUCGAAUGUCGUACGUUACGCGACGUCAAGCCCGCAGCGAUAGUAACGUCCCUUCGCGCGACCGCAGGAUGUUGCUUGACUAGAGAAAGCGAUUUCCGUUACGAUCGAGCCGCUAACGCUCCGCCCGAAAACGGACACGGCCAUCGUACGUACAUCCCAUCGUGAGGAAUGUGUUCGCGUUUGCUUCGGCCGACCCGCGGUCGUGUGUUCUGUGCGGGUGAAUUUUGCGCAUUUCUCUUUUAAACGAUUACGCCGGUUGAAUUAUUAUUGAAACCGGAAUUGUAAUUUUGAUUUUCACGAAUUCCGGUUUAAGGAAGAAAUGAUCCAUACGUUUUAUUCGUGAAAGCAAUUGAAGUCUUCUCAUGUACCUAUCUGCAACAAUUUCGGAGAUUGAGCUCAUCAAAAUCGGCAAACGGUCCCAGUGCUCGAUAUUUGGCAUCGAUUGUUAGCAUUGAAAAUAAAGAGUAUUGAUGUACUAUUGCACAUGAUUUAUUUCGCUUCACUCUUUAAGUUGGCGAUAUAAAAAUAUGAAUAUCGGCCCAACAAGUAUUAUUUAAGAUAUGAUUUAUAUAAUUCCUCAUUCGUUUUGGCCAUCUGUAUGUUUGGUACAGUGAAAUCUCUUCUGUUGUUUAAGUGUUACAUGUUUCCUCAAUUUUUCACAUAGAAUAGAAUCGUGACACAUUUUAUCGAAAGCUUAACGAAUAUCUGGAUAACACGAUAAGUAUAUAGUUAUAAAUAAAGCUCAACAAUGCGUGUAAUGGUGCAUCUGGAUAUUUUCCAUCGGUUCGUUUAUUUCUAUACGUAUGACGCUGUAAAUCUUAUCCAAUACUUUUAAUAUCUCAUCAAGAUUUCGUUUUUUUUGCUCCGUUGAGUUACAGCCACCGAGUAAUCUCUGAAAUCUUGAGCCAAUGAAGAUAAACGCCGCCACGUAUGCGUUAUCUUGAGUUUUUAAUCUUCGAUAUCUUAUAUUUGUCAUAAAGAAUGCGAUAGCGGGAGGAAACAUGUUCCUUCUUAAAAUCCGAAAUAAUCAAUUUGCAUAUCUUACAAUAUUAGAAAUAUUGUAUAAAUAUUUAUGAGCAGGUACAAUAUUUACAAUGAACUCGUAAACCUUUACUCUCAUCAAAUAUCUCGUUAUCGCGUAACGCCAUCAUUGCAUUGCGACUAAACUUUAUCAUAAUAUAUAUUAUUGUCGGGAUCGUCUUGCCGUUUAAUACAAAGAAACCCAAUAAAAUCAGCAACGUUGUCCGUCGGUAAUUGAGCGAGUCCAAAUCGAACGUAAAGAAACGGGGGCAUCUGGACGUAUCCUCGCUUGCGACAUUAACGAUCCAAACGAGCGCGAUGCCACGCAACACGCGCCACACGCGCACUGUGUUCUUAAUCCGCGCGUGGGUGUGCGUGGCGCGGUGUCUUAAUUCUUCGCGCGUACAUCCGUUAUCGAGCCACGAGGAGGCAGCGAGCGCGAUUGGCGCUGAGCCGCGCCGCUCAGCGGUUUCGUUGCGAUUAUCUCGGGCCCGGGCUCUCUCGCGAGACGAUUAACGAUAGCACUUAUCGCAUUGUGGACAAAGUUACUUAUUCUUUCUUGCCCGUCUGUGUUUCGCGCGUCCGAAGGUUACGGCGCGGAUGUAACACGCGGAGGCAAGAUAAAUCGGGUGCGUCAGCGUCGAGCGAUAAUGUAAACACGCAGCAGGUUCUGCACUCGUUCUGCACUCGCGUUUUAAAUAGAUGAACAUGAAUCUGACAUGUAUAAGUAUUUUUUGGGAGUGCUCGAAGGAAGGGUGACGAAGUUUGCUGACCGAACUGAUCGCAAUAUCGACUAUUGUCACACAAGUUGGCAGCCAAGUCGGAAUUGAUGCGUGAUAACAAAGUUGCCAUCUAUAUAUUCUAUACCUGUUCAUACUCCAAGAGCUUUGCCUUUGACUUUGUUACAAUUUUUCUUCUAAUGACCCGCGUUACAAUUCUACACGUUAGUAUGUUAUAUGCGUGACAAUGGCGGCGUCUUGCGGUUACUCAGCAGUCGCGAAGGUCACAUGUGGCGACAUCAGACGGUACAAUGAUCACCCAGAGCGGUUAUCGACUGAGAGGGAAUGAAUAAUGAAUAACAAACAUUCCGAGUUUGCGGAAGAUGCGGAGGAGCCAUCCAUUACGUCGUCGGAUCCAAAUGAGCGGAAAUUAGCGCGCCGACUUCGUGUUCAGCAGCGUCUCGAAGCACUAACUAAAAAAAGAGACACCGAAGAUGAAGAAAUUGCGGAGAGGACGCUUACUGAGAACCAGAUACUUGCCAGUUCUGAACUCUUGGCAAGCUUAUUAGCGGAAGGAGACGAAGUGGUAUCUUGCGUGAGACUUGCAAAUGACGCCAGAGAAUUACAGCGACGGAAGGAGGAGCAGGAAAUCAGGAAAGCAUUGUUGAAGACGCUCGAGGAAGACGAUCAGGAAUGCAUGAGAAAGUACAAGGAAAUAAAUGAGAGAUGGUCGAGUAUCCUCGCUUCCAAAGACCCAUUAGAUAUACACGCGGAGAUGGAAUCGCAAAAUGCCAGGUGCAUGGAAAUCAUGGCGAGAAAAGACGCCGUCAUCGCGGAGUUGCAGCAGGAAUUGGAAAAUGCCGACCUUAAGUUCCUCAAUGAUCAGAAAACCCAGAAUGAAGAUAUCGAUUUAUUGGUCGACAGAAUGGACAGUCAGAUAAAUGCCAUGACUAAGGCUUGCCAUCGCGAAUUAUCGCUUAUCGAUAACGCAAUUGAAUCGGAGCGUAAAAUGCUACUAGAAAACAUCAAAGAAAAAUGGGAGGCGUUGUAUAAAAAGUUGCAAGAGGACAAUCUGUCGGGAUUGGACAGGCGGAAAGACAUAAUGCGCGAAUACGAGGAGGAAAUGAAGAAAGUGAUGAUCGAGCAUCAAGAAGAAUUUCGAGCUCAAAAGAUCAGUCUUGAACUUGAGAUACAGAAGCUUCAGCAGGAAGUGCAGAACACGAAAGCACUGUGUUUUAUGAAUAUCGAAAAAUUAGAUUACAGCUACGCCGUGCUCAAACGACGGGAAGACGAAAAUGCUAUAGUAAAAAAUCAACAAAAAAGAAGAAUUAAUAAACUUCAAGAUAUUGUUAACGCUUUGAAGAAAGAAUAUGCGCAAUUGGAAGAGAGCACGAGACUCGAGAUACAAAAAUUAACCGACCAGGUUGUAAAGGCGCACAGAAAUAUUUUGGACUUGAUGGAGAAGUCGAGUCGUUUUGCAGUCAUUAAUGACAAAAAAUAUCUGCAAAUUUGGGACAUGAACGCGAAAAUCGCGAAUCAAUUGCUCGGCAAAAUUUUAAACGCGGACGAAAUCAUGUACGAGCAGGCGCUGCGUCUGGAGUGGAAUCCGCCUGAGAAAGGCUUACUGAAAAAAGAAGACCUGCCCUCUUACCUCAGCACGGUGCACGCUAUAGAAGAAGAAAACAGGAUGGCCGACGAGAGAAGGAUAAUAUGUAAAUCUUACAAACCGGCGAGUACCAUCGAGGGGAUCAAUCUCGAAAGACGAUUAUUGAAUCAUAUUAUAAAGCACAUAGCCGAUCAGUGCGAUUAUCUGAUCGAGAAUAAGUUGCUCGAGUUGCUUUUACCGUACACCACGAACGAUCAGUUGAUCGUACGAUUAGAUAACGUAUUUCAGGCACUAAAAAUUAAUUCUGAGCAAGAGCUCGGUUUUCUACUGAAUUUUUUCCUGCCAUAUGCGUAUUGCUCCACAUGUACUGAGGACGUAAGCGGACCUAUUUCUGACAAAUCUCUUUCUCCUUCGGAAACGAGUAUUGAACAAUCAGACAUCUGCGGGGUUUCUGAGGAAUUCACGGCAGACGAAGCUAAACUGAUCGCCGCUGUGAAAGAGGCAAUCCGUGACGAGAAAUCGUCUACUCCUAGCAAUGACGUGAGCAUCAGUUUGGACAGGUCGCCUCAAAGCUCCCUGACCGAAACAUUGCUCCCUAUUGCGGAAUGUACCUCAACUUCCUUUGCGUCUAUUAGUGAUAUCGCUAAAGAUGAUGAUCGAAUGCAACGGCACUUAUUGUGCGAUAAAGGACACUUGCUUGAAAUUGAGGCUACGUUUGUUACUCGAGCUUUGCGGGAAUUCGUGGAAAGAUAUCAUUUUGUGAGAUUGGAAGAAAUGCCACAGACCUUCCAAGAAAAGCUAACAAAUAGGAAGAAGAUCAUAUCCCGAAAUAUGGCUAUUGAAGAUGUAACGAGUUAUUGGAUGCAAUAUAGCGAGAUUUUCUCAGCGAAGAGGGAACGACUUUGGGAUGGCUUAUUAAUCGGACUCAAAAAGUAUCAUGGGAUAUUAAAAGAACGAGAUCACUUGAACAUUGAAAUGGAGUCUUUACGAAAGCAAAAUGCAGAAUUACGUCGUUUAUUGAAAACAUACAUAGUCCAGCCCGAAUGUAGCGGAUCAUCACGAAGCGAUGAAAAAUCCGUUUGUGAAGUAAUAAAAUAAUUUGGUAAAUAAAUUGCACUUAAUUUUGACGACUUAU
Molecule: messenger RNA, 4594 nt
Organism: Ooceraea biroi (clonal raider ant)
Lineage: Eukaryota; Metazoa; Arthropoda; Insecta; Hymenoptera; Formicidae
Product: dynein regulatory complex protein 1
Biological process (GO): axonemal dynein complex assembly; regulation of cilium movement; cilium-dependent cell motility
Cellular component (GO): axoneme; axonemal dynein complex
Source: RefSeq, a predicted model, not a curated record